UAAAGUUUGAAUAAUUCAUGAGCUACAACUUGCCUGGUCGUAAGAAGUGACUGUAAAAAGGGAGGGGGGUGAUCCACAAUCAUAUUCAUAAGGGGUGACGGAAUGGCCACCGCGGCUUCUAAUCCCUACCUGCCCACCAACAGCAUCCUGUCGUCCGGCUCCAUCGUGCACUCUGACUCCGGAGGGGGCGGCAUGCAGCCCGGCAGCGCUGCGGUUACCUCCGGGUCCGGGGGAUACAGGGGGGACCCCUCCGUCAAGAUGGUGCAGAGUGACUUUAUGCAGGGCGCCAUGGCAGCUAGUAACGGGGGCCACAUGCUGAGCCAUGCGCACCAGUGGGUGACGUCUCUGCCGCACGCCGCGGCGGCUGCGGCUGCAGCGGCGGUGGCGGCGGCGGAGGCCGGAUCGCCGUGGUCGUCGAGCCCGGUGGGGAUGACCGGCAGCCCGCAGCAGCAGGACGUGAAGAGCUCCGCCAGAGACGAUCUGCACACCGGCACCGCGCUGCACCACAGGCCCCCGCACUUACCUCCGCACCAGACGCACGCCGGCGCGUGGGGGAGCACGACCGCGGCGCACAUCAACUCCAUCUCCGGCGGCCAGCAGCAGCAGCAGUCGCUGAUCUACUCGCAGCCAGGCGGGUUCACCGUCAACGGGAUGCUGAGCCCGGGUAGCCAGAGCCUGGUGCACCCGGGCUUGGUGCGGGGGGACACCCCCGAUCUGGACCACGGCAGCCACCACCACCACCAUCACCACCAGCACCCGCACCACCAGCACCACGGCGGCGUCAACAGCCACGACCCGCACUCGGACGACGACACGCCGACGUCGGACGACCUGGAGCAGUUCGCCAAGCAGUUCAAGCAGCGGCGGAUCAAACUGGGCUUUACGCAGGCGGACGUCGGCUUGGCUUUGGGCACGCUGUACGGGAACGUUUUCUCUCAGACCACCAUCUGCAGGUUCGAGGCGCUGCAGCUCAGCUUCAAAAACAUGUGCAAGCUGAAGCCUUUGUUGAACAAGUGGCUGGAGGAGGCCGACUCGUCCACCGGGAGCCCCACCAGCAUCGACAAGAUCGCGGCGCAGGGGAGGAAGCGCAAGAAGCGCACCUCCAUCGAAGUGAGCGUCAAAGGCGCUCUGGAGAGCCACUUCCUGAAAUGCCCCAAACCCUCCGCGCAGGAGAUCAGCACCCUAGCGGACAACUUGCAGUUGGAGAAGGAGGUGGUUAGAGUGUGGUUUUGCAAUAGGAGACAGAAGGAGAAGCGCAUGACGCCGCCUGGAGUGGCGCAGACGCCGGAGGAUGUGUACUCUCAGGUCGGCAAUGGCCAUUUUUUAGUAGAUUACAUUAAAGAUGCGAGUGAAGACCAGAGGGUGACAACCACAAGUUCAUUCCACCAGAAACAAAAAGGAGCAUUCUGUAUAUUUAGGACUUUCCCCACGUGAGGGGAAACACAUCCACGAUGCUUCCGUCAUGAUUUGCAGCGUUUUUAAAUCAUUUUUUGUCCCACGCAGGAUUGAACCCAAACACGGACCUUCCUCUGUUUUUCUUUUCCUAUUUAUCGGACUGUGUCGGAGGAUUUUUUUGAGACAUUUGAAAAGACUUUGAGCUGCACUUACUUGACAAAAAUCUGUUGCCAAGUGUGACUGAGUGGGUGCUGUGGAUAUAAAUGCUGCCCUUUUUACGCAGUGUUCUUUGGUAGGUUUUAAUAAACAAACUCUGUAAAUCCGGCAAUAUAGUACACUUAUUUUUCAUCAGGAUGGUUUCUUUGAAUAUUUUAUUGGGUAAUUUAUUUCUCCCCUUCAGAAUCUUGUGUAAAA
Molecule: messenger RNA, 1809 nt
Organism: Thalassophryne amazonica
Lineage: Eukaryota; Metazoa; Chordata; Actinopteri; Batrachoidiformes; Batrachoididae
Gene: pou3f3b
Product: POU class 3 homeobox 3b
Exons: 3
Coding region: 103-1434 (443 amino acids)
Biological process (GO): regulation of transcription by RNA polymerase II; brain development
Cellular component (GO): nucleus
Molecular function (GO): RNA polymerase II cis-regulatory region sequence-specific DNA binding; DNA-binding transcription factor activity, RNA polymerase II-specific
Source: RefSeq, a predicted model, not a curated record